AUGGCCCCUCCUGUCCUCUGCUUUGGUAAAAAGCCCCAUAUCGAAGCCCCGCGGACAACGGACGGGCCCGGACUGGCCAAUGGUGACGAGCUGCUCGGGGGAGUGGGUCGUCGCCACAGCCGCAAAGAGCCAAAGUUGCACGCGUUGACGUCAGAAGCCGACCAUCCUAACCCAGCCGGCUGGGCCAGAUAA
This is a messenger RNA of Penicillium canariense, 192 nucleotides long. RefSeq lists its product as uncharacterized. Lineage: Eukaryota; Fungi; Ascomycota; Eurotiomycetes; Eurotiales; Aspergillaceae. The transcript has a single exon. The record is from RefSeq and is a predicted model, not a curated record. The coding region runs from base 1 to 192 and encodes 63 amino acids.